Acanthaster planci (crown-of-thorns starfish) is the source of this 5760-nucleotide messenger RNA. RefSeq names its product rho GDP-dissociation inhibitor 2-like. Gene Ontology annotation, cellular component: membrane; cytosol; cytoplasm. Gene Ontology annotation, molecular function: Rho GDP-dissociation inhibitor activity; protein binding. Gene Ontology annotation, biological process: Rho protein signal transduction. The record is from RefSeq and is a predicted model, not a curated record. NCBI's taxonomy places the organism in Eukaryota, Metazoa, Echinodermata, Asteroidea, Valvatida, Acanthasteridae.
AGGGAAACAUUACCGGGUUACUGACUUUCAGUGAAUUAACCGGACGAGGGGACGAGGCGUUGGUUUUCUUCUUGCAUGUCGUGGGACUUUUUGAUUUUCAGGUAAAAACUGAGAAGUUUGGAAAAUGGCUGAAACCGAAGACAAGGCCGCUCUCUCUGGUGGCGAUACAACCGAUGCUUGCCUUUCCUACAAGACUCCUGCUCCCAAGUCGCUGAAAGAAAUACAGGAACUGGACAAGGAUGACCCAAGCCUCACCAAGUACAAGAAGUCACUGCUGGGAGACAGUAUUGAAGCACAAGCAACUGGUGAGGGUCCAAAAGUUACGCUGGAGAAGUUGGCUCUGGAGGUCGAGGACCACGAGGAUAUAGUGUUGGAUUUAAGCGGUGACCUUGCCAAGUUGAAGGAAAAGACCUUUACGAUAAAAGAAGGUGUUUCCUACAAUGCGAAGCUGACAUUUAAGGUGGAGAAUGAUAUUGUGGCCGGCUUAAGAUAUGAGCAGACAUCCCACAAGGGGCUCGUCAAAUGUGAUCAAACAAAGUACAUGCUGGGAAGCUACGCCCCUAAAAGCGAAGCCCAAAUCUACAGAGCACCCGUGGAGGAGUUUGCCAAGGGACUGAUGGCUCGUGGCCACUACACUGUCCACAGCAAGUUCGUGGACGAUGAUGAGACGGAAUUCCUCAACUGGGAGUGGGCAUUUGACCUCAAGAAAGAUUGGGAGUAAGCCUAGCUGUUGUUCUCACUAGCAGGAGGCAGAAGUGCAUUUUAUAACCAGAAGCUUUGUAGCAGUGUGUAUGUUUAACGAGUGGCUACAGAAUCACAGUCAUGGGUAGUGUUAUUCUACUAUCUUUGUUUAGGAUUAUUAGAUUGUUGUUUCUGGAAUUCAUGGACCAAUUGGGGGAGGGCAUGGUGCAUGCAUGCACCUGUUUCCCAUGUGUGUGGGGGUCUAGUGGAGUCCCCUCCCCUCACGUGGCACUCCUUGACGUUUCCCUCAACUUUUUUCUGGCAGUGUUGCUGAACUUCUGUGUUGAAAAAUUUUGAAUCGAUUAAGCAAAAUUCCUGUACUAUUACCUUCAUAAUACUUGCUGUUAAACAUUUGUAAAAAAUUUCACCAUCAAAUUUAGUCCAGAAUCCAAAAUGCUUACCUCCAGAAAUUAGGCACAAAUUCAGCUGAGUGUUCCUACCAUGAUGCACUUUGACAAAUCUCAGAAAAUCACUAAUCAACAUUAAAGAAUUCCUUUAAAGUUGAUGAAUGCUGGUAAAUCAUGACAACCUGUACUCACAUUGUGAAAAAAAGUUUGCUGAAAAAAUUCUUAUUUUUGGGCACAUUUUAAAGAGUUCAUUAUGCAUGUCAAAAAUAAUUGGAAAAAUCAGGCUUAUAUAAUUUGUAAAACUCUGUACAUAAACUCAAGGUUUAUGAACGGGAGUGUUGAGAGCUCGAUGAAAUUUUUUUAUCGUGAAAUCUGAGGUAAAAAUAUUUCCCUAGCUAGGCACUAGAGGCGAAAAUCAAAGUACACUAUGUUUAGGGUACAUCAACAAAAGAGCAUACAAAACCCAGUUUCAUCUACAUGUAUGUUGCUGCGUGUACUACCUUUGUAGGCAGAGGCAUACACCUGAUCACAGACACAUGGUAGCAGUGGAAUAUGCCUACAUCUCCAACUUCUCUCUUUUCACUGUUAAUGGGGCAGUGAUGCAAAGAAUCCAUAUUCAUAUCUAGCAAUCGGCAUAACUGGUACCCUGUGGAUUUAGUGAUUUCUUCAGCCAGAGGUUAAUUCAUCCUGCAGCUGUGGACCAAUUCAUUUUGCUGCUGCAGGCGAGUGCACAUCUUAGCCUGGGUGGAACACAAUCUGUAGGGAUGAAGUGCUUAUUUGUAGCAGCCUAAUGCAUUUAUGUCAUAUUACCAGGGGUUACUGUAUUUCUUAAGAGGAAGCUACUAACACUGCCUCUGAAUGUGUCUAGAGCUAGGUCUGGGUCUUCCCUCCACUGAAAAUAUGUGGAGACGGACUGACUGUAGACAUAGCCGUAACUCUGAAAACCCAUUUGGGGCAUAGCCUAAAUUCUGUAGCCACAGGCUCAAUCAUUUGUACCUAGACACUUGCCUACUAAGCAGCCUGCGAGCACUGGAUUCUGCUGGCCAAACCAGCUGUGUUCUGAAGCCUUAGGCGUAAAUGCAUAGAGCGUCUUCCGACACGGUACUGCCCUGCUUGCCGUUUGCCAGUGAGAAUAUUACAGACAUGGAUAAUGAAUGCAGCAUAUACGUGUACAUUAAAGCUAUAAAAAGAUGCAGAAAAAUGUUGAAUAUUAAAGGGAAAAUUAUCAAUGUUACUGUAGCAUCAAAGAGAGAACUGUUUCGCACUGUGGCAAAUACAUGUCUUUGUCUGGCUCCCUAAAGACACAUGCAUGGUUUUAUCAUGAUGGGCAUUACAUCUGUGGUAUUAGAAUAAUUUCUCAAUGCCGACAUUUUGAUGUUGUUUUUGUGAACAAAAACAGGUACUUACUUUUUUUAUUUAAGUCCGUUUGCAAUUUCAGGUGAACAUACGUGUACUUACACAUCUAGAUGUUCCACAUCGGUGAACAUUUGUAACAUAUUUUUGAGGGUUUUUGUUUGUUUCUAUUUGUAGCCAAAAUUGCUUGCCUUUUGUAUCAAGUUCAGAAAAGGCGAAAUCGCACAUGUACCCAACCCUUUAUAUACGCAUUUACCUGUCCUUUUGGUGUUUUUAAUCUAUUGUGCCAUUUUACAGUACUUUGUCUCACCAACAAAGUAUGCCAGAGAGUUACUUACAUGUACAUUCACAUCUUCCUUGAUUAAAGUUGCCAAAACUGAUAUUGUUACUGAAGAAGGACCUAUAACACUUUUUAAAAUUUGAAAAAAAAUGACCUUAGAUUGAGUAAUGCCUGCUCCACAUUUGGAGACAUUUAUAUAUAUAUAUUUAUGCAGUUACAAAGAUGUUUAAUUUUGAAAAACUUUUGUGUAGAUGAAAUGCUUGGAAGUUACAUUAGAUGGAAUUAUUUCACCCAAAAUAAUAGCAGUAGUUGGGAAAAAAAACCAAAUACGGAAUAUUCCUUUUGAUUUUAAAACAUUAACUUGCAAUGUUGAUGAUCUGACUGGAUUUAGUUGUGAACAAUUUACUCCACUUUGUCUUAUCAUAAAGGAAAGGUUUUUUUUUAUGUUUUGAUAAGCACAAACAGUAUAGAGUACCUAAGUGUGACGUCACCGUGAACCAGAAAGUGCAGCGCAAACGGAUGGAAAACGCGCGCGUGUUGGUUCACGCACUGGUUCACAAGCUCAAUGCCUUUUACACACUAAUUGUGCACGUGACGUAUUCACUUCGGUACUCUGUAAACGAGCAGUUGGAAGUAGUUUGUUUAAUGCAUAUGUGUGUUGUGUGUCCAAACACUCCACGGUUGGGCGUGUCUAGUGGAAAAGGCAUAGGCUUGUUCUUGCAAAUUCUGACCAUGCAUACACGACUUGGUCAUGUACACAUGCUCAGCAUUACUUAUGAAAAUCAUCUGUGUUCAGUUGAGGCGUGUAAGGGUGCCAUGCCUUGUGUGGACCUGGGAACAAAAGAUGUCCACACAAGUGACGAAGUGAAGAGGACUUACCUACGUCCACACAAGGUACCCCUUGAAAUUAGAGGUUUAGAGGUAUUUUAGGUUUAGAAAUAGAAACAAUAAAGGAAGCCAUCCCCAGAAAUCCAGCUUAAAGGAGUAUGCACAGUGCCAGAAAAUUAGGUUUUUUAUCGAGCUUCCACACUGCACAGAAACAAAGGAGAGCCCACUUUAGAUAUGCAACGCUAACAUGGGUAAAGUGGCGCAUGCAUUGAUUUUACCCUCAGUGCACUGUUUGAGUAGGCAGAGUUUCUUUGCUGUGCCAGUCGGUACAUAGUAGAAAUUUAGUUAACUAAAAAAUUAAAAACGAAUGUGUGCACACAAGAAAUGCAUAUAAUUAUAUGCAGAUGCAACUUCAUUACCUUUUAUAAUACAGGCUUCUGAAAGAGGGUACCAGCAAAAAAGAUAAUGUAGAAAAAAAAUGAUAUGGUUAAAAAAAGAGUUAGGUUAAUAUUUAUGUAAGUUUCAUAUUGUUUUGAUGUUUGGUGUUGCUUUCAGUAAAGCAGUUUUUUAAUUUUUGAUUUUUUGAAGGUAGAAUAUUGAAAUGAGGAUGAUAUUAGAUUCCAGAGUAUACGUGGCAGAUCAAGAUUAGAGAAUUUGAAUUUGAUACAAAUUUGACCAAAUCUAUUACUGAUAUAGAAUUUAAAAAUACAAAUGUAAUAUAUUUCAGUGCAUUUUGCUGUAUUGAAACUAACUUCCCAGUCAACAGCAUAAUUAUCAUUUUGUAAACUACCCUCAAACUACUAUACAUUUUGUGCUGAAAUCAAAUUAAUUUCUGUCUGGAAUUCAUUAAGGUGACUAUUUCCUUAUUUUCAAGUUGUAGCGAUGGAACAAUGAUAAAUUUUUUAUUUCGCCAUUUUACCUACAUAUUACCAUUGUGAACUAAUAAUGUUUUAUUAAACAGUUUAAUAAUGCCAGUCAGUCUGCCGAUGUGAAGAGGAGAAGAGCACAGAAUAUUUCCUCCAGUGUCUUACAGCUUUGUGGUGUAAAAAUGAAGCAGUGUAUGAAAUAAUGUAGUUUGUCUGAAAUGGCUGAAUUUGGCUUUCCAGAAGGAUAUAAUGUAGACUCUUUUCAAGAUGAGGGCUAUGGUCUGUCAAGGUUUGAUUGAGUUGUCUGGUGUUUGUGCUUUGAGAGUUUAAAAAAAGUAAAUGUAAGACUUGUGUGAAAAGUGAAGGUGGCUGCUUGAAUUAAGACUAUCCUUUUACACUCCUUAAGUGCCAUUUCAAAAUUGUUAUCAAAAUAUUUUCCAUGAAGUUAAUGCUUGUCAUUUACGACAUUAUCAGUAACAGAACAAAAAAGGAUAAAAGAAUCAACACAUGCUCUGUUUGCUUUGCACAUUGCUAAACAAUUAACUGGUUUUCAGAUAAUAACUGAUAAUCUUUGUUCGAUAAGAUUUCAGUUUGCAUGAUGGUUUGCACAAAAAUGGCUGAGUUAGGAUUUAAGAAAAUUAUUGUCUCACUUUUCUUGGCCACAGGUAUUUUUCAGAUUGUGAUCUGGAAGAAAAUAAUCCACUUUACAAAAAGGAUGCUUUUAUUUUAGGCUGAUUACAAGCAACACUUUGCCUUUUCUGAUGUCAUUGUUAAUGAUUGUGUGAGCGUUUUGUACAAGAAAAGCCAUAUUUUUUCCGCCAUCUUCUAAACAAAACGGCCUGUUGCUGGAAGUAGAUGUUUUGAAAGUAAACAGUAUUAGAAGUGUUCUUGCCUGAAUUAUGAAAACUAUUUGAUAAACCAGAAAAUUAUUUUGAAAAAAGCAGCAUUUAAAAUUAUUUUGUUUCAGCAGUAAUCUUGCCACAAUCAUUACAAGAAAGCUCUAGAACAUGGUGCUAUGUAGGUACAUGUUUAUCUGUGCGAAAUGUUUAGGUUUUAAACAUUAUUUGACCAUACUACAUCUGCAUAUGUAGGAAAUAUGGUUCUAAAAGUAUACAGCGUGAAGCUUUGUCUUUAAUGGCAAGUGUUUUAUUAAGAAAAAUGUCUUCCUUUGAAAGUAUGAUUAAAAAAUGCACCUGUACACUAUUGUAACGACAGUCAUAAGAUGAACGGUAGACUUUGUAUCACUUUGCCAUUUAGUGUAAAGUUAAUAGCAGCAUAUUGUAAGUGGUUAUUGCAUUUUGCCCAUAUGCAUGGUUUACUUGGAAUAAAACAGUCAACCUCCAGA